This is a messenger RNA of Colletotrichum spaethianum, 1515 nucleotides long. RefSeq lists its product as uncharacterized. The coding region runs from base 1 to 1515 and encodes 504 amino acids. The transcript has a single exon. The record is from RefSeq and is a predicted model, not a curated record. Lineage: Eukaryota; Fungi; Ascomycota; Sordariomycetes; Glomerellales; Glomerellaceae.
AUGGGAGCAGCAGGUGGAUACCGACAACCAUUUUCUGUACACAAGGCCUCUAACGAUGUCUCGUCGGACCGCCACAACUCGGGAGGCGAAGGACAUCCGCGCUACAAGGCCGCUCAAGAAAUCGGCCUGGAACCACUUGGAGAGGACGAGGUCGCACAAGAGUUUCACUCGGGGAGUGACAGUAACAAACGGGAGAGUCUCUUGGGCCCGGCAUUUAGCUCCACGAGUCGCGAUAGGCCAUUGACACGCUCGGCAUCAGUGGCGCAAAUGCGCGAUAUUAGGGGUCAGGUACAGGACCUGAAAGGAAAGAUCUCAUCUCUGAGAGAGCAGGCGCGUGCCGACAGCAUGCGAAGACGCAGCAUGCAGAGCCUGAGAACCCCCAGCCCGUUCACUCACGCUCAGGUCGACCAGUGGUAUGCCGAGCCCCAGAAGCAGCAACCACCGGAGGAGCCAUCAACCCCCAGUUCGGAAAAGAAUCCGUGGAAUGCGGACGCGAUAAGCGUUGAUGGACUGGUCGAAGAGCGAGAAGGAAGAGCCGAGGCGGGUGAACCAUCAGUCGUGGAUGAUGAGUCGGUUAUCGAAGAAUACGAUACUGCACAAGAGGUCAUUCGGCAGGGGGAAAGGCAAAAGGCACUCGAUGCCAUCGAGUCAAAUGGGAAUGUGGAGGAUGAAGCCGAUGAAGACGACAUCUCCGACAUGCAGACCGAGGACGGUUUCGAAGACAGCGUGCAAGUACAGGAAGGGGAGGGAUACGACAGCGACAGCGGAGAUUCACUUUACCAUGAUACCGUGCAGACUUUCAUGUCUCACGAAGACCGCGAAGAUGCCUUCGACUAUGAGCAUUUCUUCCUUCACAGCGCGAUGGGUACCCUCAGCCAACAACGUCGUGGUAGUGUUAGUUCCGAGAGCUCUGUUGAAACGACUCGUGGGCCCAUCGCCUCCAACGAGCCGGUUCGGCCGAGGUCGCAGCACAGACGAGGCAGCGGGGACACCACUUCAACCAUCGAGUCUUUCGCCACAGCACGCGAGGGUCGGUCCAGCCGAGUAAGCACCAGCGAAACUAACGAGGAGCUGAGGCACGGUAUUCUCACACCCCCAAGCGUCAGCCCCAUUAGCGAGCAAACUGAGAGCCCGCCAACCGCCAAGCGAUCAACCAAGGGGGGCAACACGGGCGGCGAGGAUGCUUUGGAAAAGCUACGGAGCCGUGCCCGCGCAGGCUCGACGGUCUUCCGUCGGCCGAUGAGUACCCAGGCAAUCAUGGGCCACCGCCCGUCGACUGCAUCCUUCGACUCGACAGGCACCAACCGGAGCUUUCCGUUGGUGGGCAAGGCGCGUCUCAGCGCUGGGGUGCUCACGCCUCAGAGCUCUCCCGAACUGGAACUCAAGACCAUCUCGGAUGCCCUGAUGAGCGAGACGGCGAGCGUUUGCGACAAGGAGAGCAUGCACACGCCGGACCAGCCUGCCCCAUGGAGCAGCUGGCAAAAGAGGACCAGAUUCUGGUCGAGCGCUUUGUAG